Molecule: messenger RNA, 4151 nt
Organism: Phyllopteryx taeniolatus (common seadragon)
Lineage: Eukaryota; Metazoa; Chordata; Actinopteri; Syngnathiformes; Syngnathidae
Gene: klhl20
Product: kelch-like family member 20
Exons: 14
Coding region: 178-2007 (609 amino acids)
Molecular function (GO): protein binding
Source: RefSeq, a predicted model, not a curated record
CCGGAAGUAAUACAUGUCAAGUGACAUGCGCAAUUGGCAGCAAUGAGGAAGUGCUGCGUAUUCAACCAUUAAACUUGUAAACAUUAGCGACCCGAGAUGCCCGUGUUUUUGGCGUCUGAUUAGGACAUGUAAAUAUAAGGAUUUCAAGGUGUGGUACAAAACACUGUUCUACUUUGCAUGGACCCAAAGCUGAUGCGCAGGGCCACCAGCGCACGUCAAGACGCCACUGGAAUGGACAUCACCAGCCGCUGUACUCUGGGGGACCCUAACAAGCUUCCUGAAGGGGUCCCCCAGCCUGCCCGCAUGCCGUAUGUCUCAGACAAACACCCGCGGCAGACCCUGGAGGUGAUAAACCUGUUGAGGAAGCAUCGUGAGCUUUGUGAUGUGGUACUUGUGGUGGGUGCCAAGAAAAUUUAUGCCCACCGCGUCAUACUUUCUGCUUGCAGUCCCUACUUCAGGGCAAUGUUUACUGGGGAGCUUGCUGAAAGUAGGCAGACUGAAGUGGUUAUUCGAGACAUUGAUGAGAGAGCAAUGGAACUGUUGAUCGACUUCGCCUACACUUCACAGGUGACGGUGGAGGAGGGGAACGUUCAGACUCUGCUUCCCGCAGCCUGUCUGCUCCAGCUUGCUGAGAUCCAGGAGGCCUGCUGCGAGUUCCUCAAGAGGCAGCUGGAUCCUUCCAAUUGUCUGGGUAUCAGGGCAUUUGCAGACACUCACUCCUGCCGCGAACUGCUCCGCAUUGCAGACAAGUUCACUCAACACAAUUUUCAAGAGGUAAUGGAAAGUGAGGAGUUCAUGCUGCUCCCUGCCAACCAGUUGAUUGAUAUAAUUUCCAGUGAUGAACUUAAUGUGCGAAGUGAGGAGCAAGUUUUUAAUGCUGUGAUGGCCUGGGUGAAAUAUAGCAUUCAGGAACGCAGACCACAACUACCGCAGGUUCUGCAACAUGUUAGACUACCACUCCUCAGCCCCAAGUUCCUGGUGGGCACUGUGGGGUCAGACCCGCUCAUCAAGAGUGAUGAGGAGUGCAGAGACCUGGUUGACGAGGCCAAGAACUACUUGCUCCUGCCACAAGAAAGGCCACUGAUGCAGGGCCCAAGAACCCGGCCUAGGAAACCCAUACGUUGUGGAGAAGUCCUUUUUGCAGUUGGUGGUUGGUGCAGCGGGGAUGCCAUAUCCAGUGUGGAACGUUAUGAUCCUCAGACCAAUGAGUGGCGGAUGGUGGCAUCAAUGAGUAAACGACGUUGCGGAGUGGGUGUCAGUGUCCUGGAUGACUUGCUUUAUGCUGUAGGAGGGCAUGAUGGCUCCUCCUACCUCAACUCAGUAGAAAGAUACGAUCCAAAGACCAACCAGUGGAGUAGUGAUGUGGCCCCAACUAGCACCUGUCGGACCAGUGUUGGUGUGGCUGUUCUUGGUGGUUAUUUGUAUGCUGUGGGAGGACAGGAUGGUGUUUCCUGUCUCAACAUUGUUGAAAGGUAUGAUCCAAAGGAGAACAAAUGGACUCGUGUGGCCUCAAUGAGCACCAGGCGACUGGGUGUCGCUGUGGCUGUGCUAGGUGGUUUUCUGUAUGCUGUAGGUGGGUCUGAUGGGACGUCUCCAUUAAAUACAGUGGAGCGUUACAAUCCUCAGGAGAACCGAUGGCACACGGUAUCGCCAAUGGGUACCCGACGAAAGCACCUCGGGUGUGCAGUCUACCAAGACAUGAUUUAUUCUGUCGGAGGCCGGGAUGACACAACCGAGCUGAGCAGCGCCGAGCGUUACAAUCCCAGGACGAACCAGUGGUCUCCUGUGGUCGCCAUGACAUCUCGACGGAGUGGGGUGGGCCUAGCUGUGGUCAAUGGUCAGUUGAUGGCAGUUGGAGGGUUUGACGGGACGACGUAUUUAAAAACUAUCGAAGUUUAUGACCCUGAUGCCAACACAUGGAGGUUGUACGGAGGAAUGAAUUACCGACGACUAGGUGGCGGAGUGGGCGUCAUUAAAAUGACUCACUGUGAAUCCCACAUUUGGUAACGCUACCCUCUCCCACAGACACGCAUACUUUGACGUGGAUGCCAGCAACACUCAUACCUCCAUAAAAGACUGUUUGUUAUGUGAGGAUGAGAGAAAUGUUUGGGCAAACGACACUGAAAGAGAACGCAUUUGCUAUUCUUCAUCCCUCCUGCAAGGUCAUCCACUUUUAAAACUGUUGUCUUCAGUGUCUUCACCUCGUGGCGCUGUGUGUGAAACCCAGAGCAAACAUCUACCGAGCAUCACUGCGCCGCCAGAUUGGAGAAGCCGUUAUAGGUCCUUCCCCAGUGACCCCUCUAAACGUCUAGCUCAAAAACACAUUUGUAAACGUGUGAGCAAUCACUGUCUCGAAACCCCAGCCCAAAAUAAAACACCAUACGGCAUCCGGCAAACAAGAAAUCAUUUGAGCUCUUCUUUGCGCUACAAAUUGCUGGGUUGCGUCCACUUCUGCUCAAUUGAAUUCCUCACUUCUAAACUGUUACAAACAUGGUAGCAGACUCGAGAUUCUGCACUUUAUAUCAAUGACUAGCUUUACUUGAGGAGUAGGAAUACCUGACAUUCAUUCAGUUUAAUGGUCUUUAGGGAUUAUACAGUACUGAAAUGUUCUGAUUUAAGAUUUUUUUUUUCCCCACGACAAGCGCACAGCUAAAAAUUAGAUUUUAUUUUUAAAGAAACGAAAUCCUAAAAGUAGAGCUAAUAUGUUGGUUAUGGAUCAUAUCCAGAAGCACAGUUUACCUAGUGAGUAUUGCAGGCUGCACACGGUGAGCAUUUCAGUCAAAAUUGACCACAAAGUGCGAUUGAGGCAAUGAAGGCAGUGACCAUCUCGUGGACGAUACUAAUGAUUUGAUUGGAAUAUAUUUGAUUUGAAUGUGUCAAGGACUUGGAUUGAUAAACCCUAAUUGAAUAUGAAUGUCAAUGCAAUGUGUUCGGUUUUGGUCGCGUUCCUUCAAAGGGUCAUGGUGUGCAUAGCUCCAUCUGCUGGAGACUGGGGAAUAGCGCAGCUGUUCUGCGUUCAUGGCUGCAGUUGAUCUCGUGUGAAAAUCGUUUAUCUUGACCGAAGUUUGGAUGUUCAGGAUGUAUUGCAGUGACACUAGAAGUGCGUUUUGGAUUUUAAAAUGUGGUUUCUUUAAUUUUGUUGACCCUCCCAAAAUGGUGUAUAAAUGUUCAAAAGUCACCAGUUGUUUUUGAAGCAGACAUUUUGACUGUUUAAUCCAUUGGUGCUCUCCGACAGCGGGCUAUUUAGUUUUUUAGGUGCAGUACUUUGCUUUCUGUCUCAUACAGUUCAUCACUGUGUGUGUUUGUGUGCGUUCCAGCUUGUUUCUUUUUUUGUGGGUAGGUUGUUUUUGUGUGUGCGCAGUCGCUGCCAUCACAAAGCUCAUAACAGUAAAUGUUCAAGGCAGCUGAGCUCUGAUUUCAUCAUUUCACAAAGGAACAGAUGCACACUAGGAAGGCUGGUCAAGUUUUUUUAUUUUUUUUCUUCUCUCUCUCCAUGUCGCGUUCCACAAUGUAGUUAUGCAAGGUAUCUUACCUCCAAAUGCAUCUCUCACAAAAUGUCGACUUCAACCAUUUUCGUGUUUUCUUUUCUUUUAUUUUAUCAACAUGCAGAGUAAAGCCCAGUUUUAGAAAACAAAAGUGAAAUUGUCUUGAAGAAAAUGUUUCCUCUCAACUGCCUGAUUCGGUUCUGCACUCAGAAAUGUUACUUUUCACUGCCGUUGUGUAAUGUACCACACACCCUUACUUUUGUGACAAUGCAUUUAUGAUUUUUUUAUUUUACGAAACAAAUGUGCUAUUACAGCUGAAGGAGUAAAGAUUCACAAAAGGAAAAACGAUUGAUGUAUAUCCUCAUUUUUAUUUAUAGUUUUAUUUUUGGGCAGCACAUUUACUUUUCCCUCCCUUAAAAAAAGGCUUCAUUUGACUAUUUUCAUAAACAAUUUUACACCUCUGACACGUUGUCUGGACAUGGUUCUAAACUCUAAUAAUUUGCUCUGCUAAUGAUCAGUUGGAACUUGCUUAUCUUGUUUGGCGUGACCUAUGUUAAGGGUGUCCUAAAUGUGACCUAAACGGAUUCCUAACACAGAUUCAUUUUAAGCUAUGGUCAGAACAUCAAAAAUGUUAUGAAAAGAAUAAAAUGCAUUUUGGUGAAAAAA